Messenger RNA from Monoraphidium neglectum, 1176 nucleotides. RefSeq lists its product as hypothetical. The record is from RefSeq and is a predicted model, not a curated record. NCBI's taxonomy places the organism in Eukaryota, Viridiplantae, Chlorophyta, Chlorophyceae, Sphaeropleales, Selenastraceae. The transcript is spliced from 2 exons. The coding region runs from base 1 to 1176 and encodes 391 amino acids.
AUGUUCCCCGCGCCCCCAGGCACGGCCGCUGCCGCCGCCGCGCCUUCCGCGCCCCGCUUCGCCGCCGCCGCGGCGCCCGGCGGCCCCAUGUCCGCGGGCGGCGAGAUGGGCUGCGCCUCGGCCGCGUUUUCCGCGCUCGACGCCCUCGCUUACGGCGGCGGCGCGGCCGCGGCGGCGGUGGCGGCGCGCUGGCCGGACCUGUGGGGCCCUUCCAUCGGCCACAUUCCAGCAGCGGCGGCUGCGGUGAAGAACGCCGAGCAGGCUCAGCCCGUUUCGGCCCCGGUGGACCUGGCUGUGUGCUUGCCGCCUCACGCACCCUACCAGGUGCCGCCCGCCCACGACCCCUUCUUUGUCGGGGCCUUCGACCUGCACAGGAUGGCCGGCGGCCGCGGCGCCGCAGCCGCCGCCCCCGCUGCCUGCAUGCCGCUCACCCCCGCAAUCACCGCCGGCCGGCCCGCCGGCGGCGCGCUGGCGGCGCCCGUGGCAGCGCCCUCUUUCUCUCCCAGCGUCACCGCGGGGCGCGCCCCGGACGCCUGCGGCGCGGCAGCGGCGGCCGCUGCACCGCGCGAGCGGCUGGCAUUCCAGCAAGCCGCAGAGGAGCAGGCGCAGCUGCGGCGCCAGCUAGCGUUCCUGCAGCAGCAGGAGCUGCUUCAGCAGCAGCAGCUGCGGCGGCAGCUUGCGCUGCAGGCGCAGCAGCACGAGCUGCUGCGCCAGCAGCAGCAGCAGCAGCAGCAGCAGCAGCAGCAGCAGCAGCAGCAGCAGCAGCAGCAGCAGCAGCAGCAGCAGCAGCAACAGCGGAUGCGGCUGCAGCUGCAGCUGCAGCUGCAGCUGCAGAUGCAGCAGGAACAGCAGCAGCAGAUGCAGAUGCAGCAGGAGCAGCAGCAGCAGCAGCAGCAGCAGCAGAUGCAGAUGCAGGAGCUGGCCGCGGCCACGGCUACGCCAGUGAGGCUCACGCUGCCGCUCAGCCAGCAGGGCGCCGAGUUGCUGCUGGCUCAUGCCUCCACGAUCCAGCUGCUGACCGGGGCCUCGCUGGCCGUCCAGGCGGCGGGCGCGCUGGACGCGGCGGGCGCGCCGCAGCAGCUGUGGGCGGUGGUGGUCGGGCCGGAGGAGGCUCUGCGCUCUGCGGGCGCGCUGCUGGCGCGCCUGCUUGGGGACGGCGCCGCCGCGGGCCUGUGA